Messenger RNA from Vitrella brassicaformis, 1889 nucleotides. Lineage: Eukaryota; Vitrellaceae. The record is from the annotation of a GenBank genome assembly.
AUGCCCCCACGACGUGGACUGAUGCCCCCACGACCGCGCGCAUCGGGUGAAGAUUCGUUCGCCGCCAGACACAAUGUGAGUAGAUGGCACACACUGCAUACAUCCUGAGUCAUUUUUUGGUGCUCUCGCUUUCAGAUCUCCCUCUCAGGUCUGCAGUCGAGCUCGCAGACGAACCGCCGUGCGGAUCUUCCUCUCCACUUUGCUGCCUGGCGUCACACACCAUCACUGACUGUCCACAUCGGGUGAGCAAGGAAACAGAGCACACGCAUCAAUGGCGUGUAUUCAGAGUGGCUCCAGAUGGAUGCGGCUGCGUGUGUAUGUGUGCAGGUUUGGUUUUUGCUUUCCCACUUGUCACAUCGCCGCUGGCUUGCCACCAGCUCACGUAAGGGGGCAAACAAGGCGCUCUCAGACAGUCCGUCUGCAUGCCACUCUGUGUUGUUCAUUGUGCAGAUAUCUCAGUCACUGAUGGCGUCCGACUCUGUUCCCUCUCUGUGGGCCCUCUCACUCAAGACGGUCUCACACACACUCGACGACCUCACCAGGCGGCCGGCACUCGUCACACAGAUCGACAAGCAGCCGUCCACAGAGAUCCCCAGAGGCGUCACCCUGCCAGCCGUCCUGCAGCAGCGCAUCGAGCGGGCCAUACAUGAGGAAGGUCUUCAUGACCUCUUGGCCUUCGACAUUCCUGACGUGGCGGGGGCCCUCAGGACGACCCAUGUGCUGGAGCGAUGCAGCGGCCACUGGAAGGUGAUGAAGCCCUUCAUCCGCCUGGCCUUCAUCUAUCGGCUUUCCCCCAAUGCGACGCGGCCCCUCGUGGUGUCGGCUGAUUCGCUGCCCACCGCAUCAGCAUUCGAUGAGCUGCUCCUCACCAUGGCCGCCUACAAGACAUUCGGACACUUGCUCAGCUACAAAGGGACCAGCCUGGCGCUACAGCGAGCUUCCAACGGUGCCUAUCGGAUCGGCGAUCAUUCGUUUCGUGUGGUGCCGUUGGGCGAUCUGCCGGCAGAUCAUGCCUACCGCAGCACAUACAAGGACAGCGACCCCGUCAUCCGCCGUGGGGACUAUCUCUAUCCAUCAUUCACGACAUUCAUCAAGCGGAUGGUCCUGGAGUGGUGUGACCAAGAGGGGGUGGAGGAGAAGCUGGUGACUGGUGUUAACGAUGUCGGUCGUGACGACAGCCACUAUCAAUCCCUGCUGACGGCACCGACCAUCGAGGGCUACAAGACCGUCGACUACAUCGAUGAGCAUACAUUCGUCCCGGGAGAUGACGGGCGCCUACGGAUCAUCAUCCUCAAAGGCACAGCAGCCGACGACACCAUUGCGGCGUACCUGUUGCUGGAAAAUGGCCAGAUCAGCCUCUGGACGACCGAGGCGGCGACGGAGGGCAGCACGGGCAUCGAGCGCUAUCCCAUUGCCGUGGCGGCUGCCCGCCCCCUUUUGGGCAAGUACGGGCUCGAGAGGACAGUGCUCCGACAGACAGCUUAGCCAACGACACAGUGGUGAGGCGGGAGGGGGGAUUCGUGUGAGGGGGAGAGUAGGCGCGGUAAUGCCAUAUGGCUCCUCUCAUUCCUUGUGGGGUGGGGUGGAACAAUGUCUGCAGGUGUCGCAUCACUCUGUUGGCGGGGCAGUGGGGCGGAUUAGUGCCGCUGACGAGGGGAGUGGGGCGUCGAUCAUAGCGCAUCUCUCUGGGAGGAGGUGACGUAGCUGGCUGACCGCGUACGGCCGACUGGCCGACUGGCUGGCUGCUGGUGUGAUGAAUGAGUGACUGAUGGCUGGCGCCUGUCAUGAUUUGCUGCAUUGCCGAUGGACUCGAGCCAGCGGCGAACUAACCAAUCAAUCAAUUAAUGCAUUUGGACGUAUCAAUUAGUGUAUGGCCAGCACAAAAGCAC